This is a messenger RNA of Dunckerocampus dactyliophorus (ringed pipefish), 4673 nucleotides long. RefSeq lists its product as uncharacterized. Gene Ontology annotation, molecular function: GTPase activity. The transcript has 12 exons. NCBI's taxonomy places the organism in Eukaryota, Metazoa, Chordata, Actinopteri, Syngnathiformes, Syngnathidae. Bases 41 to 1387 code for a protein of 448 amino acids. The record is from RefSeq and is a predicted model, not a curated record.
CAGCAACACCCAAAAGGUGUUUCGCUUGACUCGGUUCGUCAUGUCGGCCAGAAAGCCUCGCUCGGUGGCGAACCCUUUGGAGUCUGCCAUCACUUCACCGAGUGAGAAGAUACUGAAAGAAUGCCACAGUUUGUAUGUCGACAGCGAAAACGGCUUGGUCAAGAUUGCCAGCAGCCUAGGAGUGCGCCUCCUGCCCCCCAGAAAGAAGAUCACUGUCAUGAUCAUGGGGAACCAUUCUGCAGGAAAAAGCUCCUUCAUCAACUGGUACGUUGAAGAACACAUCCAAAAAACUGGUGUUGCCAUUGAAACACAAGGCUUCACAUUCAUCACAAGUGGCCGUAAAAGAGAAUCAUUGACGGGGAAUGCAACACUGCAUCUCUACCCCCAUUUUCGACCUCUCCUUGAGUUCAAAGGUGUUAUGGACUAUCUAUCUGCUGAGAUAUCCACCUCCAAGCAGAAGAAGUUCAGCCUUGUGACCUUUGUGGACACGCCUGGCUUAGUGGAUGGGGACAUGAUCUACCCUUUUAAUGUUAACAGCGCCAUCACAUGGCUAGGAGAACAGUCAGACCUGAUAUUUGUGUUCUUUGACCCAAUGGGUCAGGCGCUGUGCAAGCGCACGCUGAACAUUGUGGAGAAGCUGAGUGAAAAAUGUGGAGACAAGCUGUUGUUUUACCUCAGCAAGGCUGAUGAAGCUGGAAAGGAAACAGAUCGACAAAGAGUGAUGAUGCAGAUAGUCCAGGAAUUGUGCCGCCGCCCAGGUCUCAACAAAUGUGGUUUUGAAAUGCCAACAAUAUAUAUACCCAACCCACAGAAGGCAAGCCGCUGUGUGAACCAGAUCGACGGAGUUUGUCAGACCAUUGAAAAGACCAUCAACCAGGCUGUGCAGAGAACUUUGGACCAGUUAGAGAAAGACUGCGAUUUAAUUUGCUCCACCAUCAACGGCAGACUACAACAGGAUAGGACUGAUGCCUCAUACAACAAAAGUCUCAGGUUGCACUCAUUCGUGUGCGGUGCUAUGGGAGUUGUCCUUCCUCUGCUCUUCAUCCUCAGUUUCAUUGUGAGCACCUUUUCCAAGAAGCAGCUGAGUGAACUGAUGGGAGAGGGGCCGGCACACACCCUGUCUAUCUGCACAGGAAUUGUGAUGUACUUAUGGGACUGGAUUCCAGAGGAUGGACAAGUCAUCUUUGUGAUCUUUUUUGGAGCCUUUUGCUACCUCCUAAUUUUCCUAGCUAAGUAUUUUUCUGGUCAAGGAUACAAGACUCUAACUAAGAAGGAGAAGAGGGCGAUGACAGAGUACAGUGAUUAUAUCCAGGAUAUCGUCAAAGCCAAAAAGGGUAAAUUGUAUGAAUGGUACCUCCAGCAAUGUGUUGCAGAAUAUGACCUUUGACCCGGGGUAAGAUGACAAUGCUUCACACAUGUAUGUUAACACAGGUGAGAGGUAUAGACAAAAGUGGCUCUGUAGUUUAUGAUGAAACACUGAGAAGUUUGUACUCAUACUGACAAUCAUGUACCAAAUAUUGCAGCCAAGGGUGUUGUAAACAAUUGGUAGAAAGUGCCUUUUUCUCUUCAAUAUACUCAAGAGUCUGUGAUAGUAGUAUUCAUAAUGUGAAUGUAUUUUUAUAAUGUUUUGUGGGCUAUUUUACAAAAUUAGUUCCACUUUCAUAGCAUUCGUGCUUUCUUGGCAGCAUUUUUUUCUAUGAUGUUGUCUUAAAAAAUGUAUUAUGCGAACCACUCACUUGUUCUCAAACCUCGCUGCACUGACCGCUGAUUAUGCCUUCGGAAGACACUAGAAUGUACUAUUUAAAUAAGCAAAGCUGUGAUAGUAACUGGGCAUUACAGUCAUUUAUUGUCAUACCAGUCCUGCCGUUUUUAUCUCUAGGCUUGUAUACAAUAUACUACAUGUACUCGCUUGCCGCAACAUGAGGUCCACAUGCACAAUCUAAUGAGAUCCAAUACAAGGGCUGUUUAAAAAAAAUCUGUCUUUGGAAAGAUAAUAAGCAGUUCUUUUGAAUUGCACUGCAACAUACUGACGGCUGUAUUUUGGUUACUUAAUUGAGCAAUGUCACUGGGGCAAUAUAUUUUAAACAGCUCUCAGUAUGCUGCAUUGCAGAUAUUGUCGAGCACUUCAUAAGUGAUACCGUUAUCAACCAAUACUGAUAUUGGCAGCAGCUGAAUGAAUGGACACAUUAUGCUUCUUUUACUGUCAUGCCACCGGACGCAUUUCACAAAUAAACACCGUUUAUGCAAAAUAAGAUACACACAGCAAUAUGCAAUGUAAGUUAUAGAAAAAAGGGUCUGACAUUUUCUCUCAUCAAAAGAGUCAUUCCCAAUCAUAACAGAUAGUAGGACAUGUUAUUUUAGUUGACUAUCAACUAGUAAGACAGGUUAGACUUAAUACAUUAACAAAUAAGAAUUCAAUUAAAUAAUGCUGGCAAUGAUACAAGUUGGAAAGCUAUAAGAACAAAGUAAAAUGCAAAGUAUGAAACUAGGCUAAUACAAUAAACAAGGCUCAUUUUACAUGUUUCUGGUCAUUUAUUAUGUUGCUGCAUUAAUGCAAGUUCCGUGUGAUUCUGAAUGAUUCUUCCAGUGGCAUGAUAUUAGAUGACAAGUAUUAAAAGAAGUCGUCUUACUCACCCCUCAUAGCGCUUUACGCUCAUUGCAAAUUGCAAACUUAUAAUUUGAAGGUGAAAGUUGGAAAUAAUUCCAGACCGCAGACAUACAGUACUGAGCCAGCAAUGUUAUUCCGUCAUCACUCACUCGCCAGUAUCAUUAUCGGCAGAAAAAAAAACAAUACCGAUAUGAACACAAUCUCACAACUCAAUUUUAUGCCAGAAUUGGUCCGACGAUAUUGUCGGACAUCUCUAAAUAUUAUAUUCAUAUUUCCUCAAAGUGUCAGGAGUGAUAUAUGCAGUACAGUACAUAUAGUAUACGGCACAUACAGUUUACAUAUACAACAUGUUUGUCAAGGCAAAUAUUUUGACAUGGUUCCAUUUGUCCAUUUUGUACUAUUUGACCUGUUCAGAGUCUCAAGGAAGGUGGAGCCUGUCCUCGCUGACUGUGGGCUCAUGUACUGGGUCUCAUGACAUUGUGCAGGAAAUCCUUUUGUGUCCUCUCAUAGGUUUUUGAUUAUCGUUAGAAGUCAAGCAGUCGAGACUGCAGUAGUAGCAAUGCAGCAAUAAGGUACGACCCAUGCUUGUGUAAAUUAGCAGUAGACCUUUAUCUCUAUCUUACUGUGUGAGAACCAGAAUUUGGUGACCUAUUUAUUACUGGAAAAAGAAACAUUUGCUCCAAACUGACACACCAGGACUAACUUUUUUUCACUGGAACUUGUGAUUGUUUAUUGGUGAUUUCAGUGUGUCCAUCAGGGGUGGGGAUCUCUGGCCACCUCACAAUUCGAUGUGAUUACCAUCCAGAGGCCUGCGAGGCCUUUCUAUAUAUAAUUUAUUUUUUACUCACUGUGUACUACUAAAACAAAGCAAAUUUGUAAUGAUCCAAAAUUAAACAUGAAACAGAUGAAUUUACUUUGAUUAUCUUUUAAUAAUUGGAAGGUUACAUCUACCAACAUAUGUCCCAUUGCACAGAACAAGCAGGAAAAGUAAAGUGCGCCAGUACCAGCAUGCAGAAAAUGAUCAAACUUCUGAGUAACCAACAUUAAAAAAAAAUCUGCCAUUAUUCACAAAUAAAUAAUAGACUUCUGAAUUCAAACUAAAAUCCUGAGCAUAGAAUCUCUGACAAAAUAAUAUUUUUGCUGUAUAGCAAAGUCAAAAACAGCUUUCAUACAAAAUAUAGAUUUCUGUACCCGCAGCUCUCAUACAAGAAUAUUGCUUGCAGACGUCAGUAUGUUAUGAAUAACCAAAAAAACUAGGCUGCCCUUAUUCACAAUUGCAGUAUCAGUGAAAUAACGUUACGGUGGGACGUUGUAUAUGGGAUCCAAAGUGCGCAACAAAACACGAAAGCUCUGCUUCUCAACAAUCAAUUACGGCCACAAAUCCUUCGCAAUAAAAGUUGCAAAUGACUUUGUGAUUCUCUUCGCCUUUUCCGAGUUGGGUGGAAAAUUAGUUAUCAGCUUCUCAAUGGUUCUCUGUUUGGCAGCAACUUCAGCUGGCUGUUUUUCCUCCUGGUUCGGGUGGAAACGUACUAUGUGGUUUCUCAUAUUUGUCGUGUUCCCAAAAUAUUUGAAGCUUGUAUGAGAAAGCUUGUGUAUUGUCUGACUCUUGUCCAGCUAAUUUUUACCUUCAACUACGUGAAAGCCAAAGUGUUUCCAGAUGCUCGCUUUAAAUCCAGCGGGUGCGGGUCGGAGUUUAUGGUCAGCAUUCUGGUAGCAUCUUACACUUAGGUGCACCACCAUAAACUGUCCGGGCGGCACUUCCGCUUUCCGUCUUUGUGAAUUGAUUAAUAAUUGUCAACGUCCGCAUCAUGAUGCAUCUAAGAAUCGAUUAUUUCCCCACCCCUAGUAUCUACCAUCACAUAUGUUCAAAAGAGAAUGAUUUGAGUGAUACAGAUAUCAGUGAUAAAUGAAUAAAAAUAAAGGAGAAAUAAUUUUUAUUUUUUUUUACAUAAAUCAAUGUAUAAUAAUAACCUCAGUUUGUAUUUUGUGUGUAUGUGUGUGGUUUUAGUUGGCUGGGACUGAGCUUUUAAAAUAUUUUGUUUAUACAGUAUUUGUGUUCUAUGAA